ACCUUGGGAAGGAAGUCAUCGUGACUCGUCGAUUGUAAGCUUAAAAAAAAAAACAAAAAAAAAACACACAUCUGAAAUACACAAUGUGUGAUUCAGAACAGCAAAAACAGGCUGAAAAGGUGUCUCAGCCUCAGUGGCCUGAGAAUGGAGAUGAGUGGAGUGAUGGAGAGGAUGGGACGAAUAUGGACUGCGGGCUUCUGCAGGCCAUGGCCGAGGAGGAUGAGGAGAUAAAUGUCUACAAUGAAGAGACAUUUGGAAUGGAUCUUGAUGCACAUGGGACUACAGAGGGCCCCAGCAGUAGUCUCCUUCAGUUUGGAGAGCUGCUGCCUCCGCCACCCCCACCCCCUACACCCCCAACAACACCACCACCACCACCAGACCCAAAACCACCUUCCCGCCACAGCUCCCCCUCCCCUCCCCGACAGAAGCCACAGUAUCUGCCCCGGGCUCCCCUAGGGUGGCAUGGCAGAGCUAGGGGAGGAGGGCUGGGUAGGGGCCAAAUGUUUGAAGACCCAGCUGUGAUUAGGACAGUGGAGGGGCGCCCAAGCCUCAAGAGUCUUGACAGUGCCAUAGUGGACUGUGGAAAUGCCAUGUACCACAAAACCUUUGUGGAUAAUCAUAUGGAACCCUCUUCCAGAAAGACUAGAAGAAUCUCAGGAUCAAUACUUCAGGACAGUGCUAUAGUGUGUGUGAUUGAUGGUCACAGAGGCAGAGGUCAGGACCUGACCUCCAACUUCCUGGAUUUGCCCUAUCCUGUCUCUUCCUUCAGGGGCAGGAGAGGGGAACCCAGAGGAUCCUACUCCAGAAGACUGUUUGGCCAAAGAGGUCCCCCUCAGAUGCAUGCACCCAUGGUACCAGGAUCACCCAUCUUCCCACGUCAACCCUUAACCCCACGGCAACAUUACAAUCAGACAGGGGGCUUCAUGUUUCCUACAAACCGACCCUGCCCCUCCACUCCUCAGUCUCUGACUCCUAAGAUGAUGCAACUUCGCUUUGGGGCCAACUCGCCACGACCGUCCCCCUUUUACAGCCCCUUGUCUAAUUCAGUGCAACAUUUCAGGUACCCGGGUCCUGUCACCCAGCUCCACCCCCAACAUAAACGACUACUUAGUCAAAAACAACACAUGUUCCAAAGAAAAUCUGAGGCCUGGGAUCCUUACUGUAAUCUUAUGACGGGGAAAGAGAAGGAGUGGAUCACCAGGCUGCAGAUGAUUCAGCUGCAAAGUGAAAAUCCAUACCUUGAGGACUACUAUUACCAGGAGUACUAUCGGCGAAUAGAAGCAAAGAUGGCAGAGGAAGAGCUGGGCAUCAGGGGCAAGAGGGAGCCACCCAAGCUCACCACACCUUACAUCACGAAAACUGACUCCUACACACCAGUGGUGCACAUUGAAGGUUCUCUGGGUCAAGUUGCUGUGUCCACAUGUUACUCUCCUCGCCGUGCCAUUGGCGCAGUUCAUGCAGUCCAAGCUCAAGCUCCACUUGAGGAACUAAAAGACAUCAGACAACAGCGGUUAGAGGUCCUCAGCAAAAUAGAAAAGUUGUUCAUAGUACUAUUAGAGGUGGAGGAGACGGAGAGAAUGAAAACCACUGUGUUGUCUGAAGCUGAAGAAAGAAGGUUGAUGGAGAAGAGACAGAGGAAAGUGGAGCACAUCUACUCCCAGCUGCAACACCACAAUCCCCUGGACUCAGGAGGGGAGUUUCUUCCUUUCCUGCUGGUCUCAAAAGGCAAAAGGCUACUUGCCCGUCUGCUCCCGUUCCUGAAACAUGAUACUGCACUGAAAAUCUUGAGCAUUGUGACUUCCAAACUACCUAUGCUGAUGAGCAGAGAUGCAGAAGAGGCCCUACCAGUGCUCUACCCGCCUCUACGAAAUGUGAUUGGAGGCCUGACAUUUAGUCAGCUAAUUGGGGUCCUCAAAGAUCUCACAUCAUCAGAGUCUGUGACAACACAUGACUCCCUCACGCUGGCAUGUCAGAACAAGUUUGGACUGUCCUUAUUGUAUGCUCUCCUGUCCCAAGGAGAGAAGCUACUGUCCUCAGGCGUUCCUCUAGAGCCCAGCAUCGGUGACUUUGAGACCUGGACGGACACAAUAUUCCAGGUGGCGGGACAGCUUUCACAAUGUUCACUGGUGGAGCCGCUCCUCAUGCCCUCAAACCUGCUCACUCUCUUCUGCCGUUACCUGGACAAGCGCACUGUGUAUCAGCUGAAAAGCAACAUGGAGUCUGCAACCGGAUUCCUGGCUCUUCCAUCUUAAGAUGGACGGAAGCUGAUGAAAUGUUCAGCUAAUGACCAGGUUGUGGUGAGCACUAGAGUGAAAGGAGCAGAAGCACUGCCCUGACAAAAACUCCUCGUUGUUCACUAUAACUGAAGCUAUGUAAUGUUCUCAGACCUGCGUUCAAAAUGCUUUUGCUUUAUUUUUUUUUCCCCCCUCAUCCCCUCACAUUUCUGCACACUCAAACUGUUUCCCUUUUUUAUUUCCUUUUAUCUGAUGUUUUUACUUUCCUCCCUUUGGUCUCCAGUAGGUUACAUCAGAAUGCAAUUUAUUCUGAAAUCACAAACCUGAUGCUGCUUUUUUUUCUUUUUUUUUUUCUUUCUUUUUUUUUUUUUACCUUCCAAAACAAGGGUUGCCAUCAGAUUACUAUAUACUGAGUUGUAACAUUACAUGAACUAGCAGAUGGAGCUGACUGAGUUAUGUGGCUUCUAACCACUCCACGCUUGCGUGUUUCCACACAUCAGUUAAUGCCAGUUACAUUCAGUAACAAGAAACUUGAGCUAUCACUUAAUGAGAAAUGUUUGAUCGUAUAUUGGUUACCAGACUGAGGAUUGUGUAGUAAUUUAUGAGCUCAAACUAUAUGUUCAUGAUUAUAAUAACCAUUAAGGAAGUUGGCAUGGUCCAUCAACAUAGGUCAUGCAAUUUUUUGUUUUUGUAAAAAGACAUUGUGUAUACGUGUGUAUUGAUACUUAAAAUGAUGUAUUUGAUGUAAUUUUCCAUCUUAGAUAUCUCAGUUGUAAAGAUUUAUUUAUUGUAUUCAUUUGGAAACAGGAAUAACUUAAAUUUCACCCUUGUAGAGCACUUGCAACACAAAUAAAAAAAAAAAUCUUCAAAAA
Micropterus salmoides (largemouth bass) is the source of this 3106-nucleotide messenger RNA. RefSeq names its product PAT1 homolog 2 (gene patl2). Gene Ontology annotation, molecular function: RNA binding. The coding region runs from base 84 to 2252 and encodes 722 amino acids. The record is from RefSeq and is a predicted model, not a curated record. NCBI's taxonomy places the organism in Eukaryota, Metazoa, Chordata, Actinopteri, Centrarchiformes, Centrarchidae. Gene Ontology annotation, biological process: deadenylation-dependent decapping of nuclear-transcribed mRNA; P-body assembly. Gene Ontology annotation, cellular component: P-body. The transcript is spliced from 19 exons.